Molecule: messenger RNA, 1173 nt
Organism: Peronospora belbahrii
Lineage: Eukaryota; Oomycota; Peronosporomycetes; Peronosporales; Peronosporaceae
Source: the annotation of a GenBank genome assembly
AUGUCUGCAGAAGGAACUCCUGUUUCCAGUGCCCUGAAAUCUGUUGCUGGUAGGACAAGCAACCCGAAGGCACCAUCAAAAGCAGCAGGGAAGAGGAGGGCAGGAGCUGCAAACAAUGGAACUAUCAAGCGUCCAACACGUCGAGAGCUUAAGAAAUGGACGGAAAUGGACUUGGAGGAGAAGGAAGAUAUUCCAACUCAAGAUUAUAAAGUCGAAAGCGUGCCGUUUGGUGUAAAUGCUGCAACUGCAUCUAUCACACCAACAAGUCUUCACGACGACUUUGUAAACAUGAUGAAGUCUCAAGGUCUGGAAAAGAUGGCAACGGAGAUAGGAAUUUUGAAGAAUGGUGCUCUUGUUGAUGUACCGACAUCCAUGGAAACACUGACACAUGGCAAGUCAGAACGCGAACACAAUUUGGUGUCAUCAGUGCCAAUGCUGUCAAGCCCGUCUUUCACCAGCCCAUUACCGGGAAAAAAGAGAAAGUAUAUGAAAAUCAACAAGGGUCUACGCCAUUUUAGCAUGAAAGUGUGCCAAAAGGUGGAGGAAAAGCACGUGACGUCCUAUAACGAGGUCGCUGAUGAACUGGUGCGCGAGUUUGUCACGAUGCGUCCAAACGAUUUGGUAUAUGAUGAGAAGAACAUCCGCCGACGUGUUUACGAUGCAUUAAAUGUUCUGAUGGCCAUGGAUAUCAUAUCAAAAGAACGCAAGGAGAUCCGAUGGAAGGGACUGCCGUCAAAUUUGCAACAUGACACGGAGAUGCUUCUGGCUGAACGAAAUGAACGCAUGAAAAGCGUGGAGCAGAAAAAACAACACCUGCAGGACCUUUUGGUUCAGCAUGUUGCAAUGAAGAAUCUUCUGAAGCGAAACGCAGAGCGUAAACGAAAAGAAGCCAAGAGCUAUGCAUAUGCCAACAUCGUACGCGACGAAGGACGAGUAUUUCUGCCAUUCAUUGCAGUAAAUACCAGCAAUGACACUGUGAUCCAGUGUGAAAUGUCCGAAGACCGUCAAGACAUUUUUUUUAACUUCAGUGCACCGUUUGAAAUCCACGACGACGCAGACAUUUUGCAAAAGCUAAAUUUGCACAAGGCUCCUUACGCUGAGCUGAAGCAGUUGGUGCCUGACAAGUUACUCUCCUACCUUCCAGCCGAGUGUGAAAUAAAGAGUGAAGAGUAG